Messenger RNA from Liolophura sinensis, 2037 nucleotides. Its product is annotated as glycoprotein-N-acetylgalactosamine 3-beta-galactosyltransferase 1-B-like. NCBI's taxonomy places the organism in Eukaryota, Metazoa, Mollusca, Polyplacophora, Chitonida, Chitonidae. Gene Ontology annotation, molecular function: N-acetylgalactosaminide beta-1,3-galactosyltransferase activity. The record is from RefSeq and is a predicted model, not a curated record. Gene Ontology annotation, cellular component: membrane.
GAGAAAUAUAGAGAGAAAGAGAAGGGGCGGAGGGUUCUAGUGUCUGUAUAUACCUCUAUAGGUUUCCACUGCUCGCCAUUACAGCCGUCAAUAGGACAAUCUAAUAAUAGCGGGGUAAGCGCAUGCCCGUGCUAUGAACGAAUUCUCCGGUCCAGUUCAUUACAGUGUUACACGAACAGCUCGACAGGCCGACACCUCCUAUAUACAUGGAGGAUGAUUUAUCACGUGGAAAGCAUGUCCAGGCGCUAGUACUGGAGUAUAAAGCACGUAAAUGGGGAGCGGGAUGGUAACUGACAACACAGGUUCAUCGAAACCAGUCCCUGUUAGAGGACAGAUCCCGAUGUUGGUAACAGCAGUAUCACAUAGUUCACCAUAAUCUGACCGGUUCCUUUCACCCAACAUGGCCGUUAUUAAGAGACAUAGACUACCGUUGCUUUUUCUUCUUGUGGCCUCCACAUUCAGCGUAACCACUCUAUACAUGGGCUAUUCCCGCGAAACAGUGUAUGUGGAAGACUCGGAUGCUCUCAACGAUGACAUAGCGCUUCACCACGAUGACUAUGAGAACUACAGAGGUUCAGGAAAAGUCAUUGACACUCUGAAAAGACAUAGCCAUGGAGAAAUGGAAAAAAAUUCUUUGGCAGCUAAAUUGUACAAAACCGUGCCAGUUUUGUGCUGGAUAAUGACGGCGCCCAAAAACCUGGAUAAAAAGGCGAGAGCAGUUCAGAAGACUUGGGCGAAACAUUUCAACACUCAUCUGUUCAUCAGUAGUGAGACAAACACUAGCUUCCCCACCAUUGGUCUUAACGUGUCUGAAGGAAGACAGCACCUGACAGCGAAGACCAUGAAAGCUUUUCGCUAUGUGUACGAUCAUCAUUUUAACGAUGCGGACUGGUUCAUGAAGGCAGAUGAUGACACCUUUGUCAUUGCCGAAAACCUUCGCUUCUUCCUCUCUCACUAUAGCCCCCAUGACCCGAUAUACUUCGGAUACCAUUUUAAACCUUUCGUGAGUCAGGGUUACAUGAGCGGUGGAGCUGGGUAUGUACUGAGUAAAGCGGCCCUCAAACUGCUGGUGGAAACUAAUACUACCAAACUGUGUCGCCAAGAUGGCGGUGCCGAAGAUGCGGAGAUGGGCAAAUGUUUGGCCAAGAUAGGCGUGAAAGCCGGGGAGUCGCUGGACAAAGAAGGCCGCGAAACAUUCCAUCCAUUUAAACCCAUUGUGCACAUGGAAGGCCAUUUCCCGGAAUGGUUUCUCAAGUAUGCGGUCAACAGAGUUGAGAAGGGAUAUGGCUGUUGUAGUGAUUACACCAUCACCUUCCACUAUAUGAGUCCAGCCGACAUGUAUCUGUUGGACUUCAUGCUGUACCAUUUACGCCCGUUUGGAUUACAGCCCGAGGUCCCCAACUCCAGGGUGUUCGCUACGAACCACAGUAGCACUAAAGCUAAAUCACAGCAAAACUGAAUGGCCAUUAUCAGGGGACACUAUGUUGAGUGGACCUGAACUUAAACAUUGAUUACUUUCAGCUAUUCUUCUGUGUACAGUUCAGACAUGAAUAUAUGUGUGUAUAAAUUUGUAUAUUGGAGUGGGUGUAAAAUAAUUGGGUGAAAUUACAUAAUAUUUCAUAUUUUAAUUGUUACAUGAGGUGUUUCAUUAUCAAAAUGAUUUGGUCUGACGCCUUAUGUGCAAUAAGUGGGCUGCGUCAGUAUUCGUCAGGCACCUAUAACUGGUAAAGAGCGACCUUUGUUAUAUUUUUAAAUACGUCAAUCAGAUAAUGAAAUUUUUAGUAUUUAUGGGCUUGUUCAACUUGUUGAACUGCCACAUAUUUUUGCAUUUCAGAUGUGGUAUUUUGUACAUAUCGCAACGAAUAUAAGUUAAAAAGUAUUAUAUUAGUGAAUGUGUGUAUAUACAUAUAUUUAUCUGUAUAAAAAAAAGGUCUAGUGGUGAAAUUCGUAAGAGGCAUCAAACAUGUUUAACAAGGUGUAUAUGCGUGUAUAUGCGUGCGAGAUCACGUCCGCGCGCGCCUCUGUGUGUGUGUGUGU